Molecule: messenger RNA, 1982 nt
Organism: Malania oleifera
Lineage: Eukaryota; Viridiplantae; Streptophyta; Magnoliopsida; Santalales; Ximeniaceae
Product: probable aminotransferase TAT2
Exons: 8
Coding region: 568-1815 (415 amino acids)
Biological process (GO): amino acid metabolic process; biosynthetic process
Molecular function (GO): pyridoxal phosphate binding; transaminase activity
Source: RefSeq, a predicted model, not a curated record
UCAUUAAUCAUUCGUCGAUCCAAUCUUCUGACGUGGAAUUCGCUAAUAAUUAAUAAGAACAAAUAUUAAUUCACCUUCCAUCUUCAAGUUCAACCUGAUCCUGCUCUAGCUAGCUACCUUUUCUGCUUAUGAAUAUAUAUAUAUACACACAUAACUGCAGACAUCAACUCAGAAAUUAAACUAGAGUACGAAUUGAAUGAACCAGUAUAUACACGAACUGAAGCAGCAGAUCGGUGAAGCGAGUUCAGAUCAAAGCACUAGGACAAUACCAUCUUCCACUACUUUAAUUAUUUUCCUUCUCACAAUUGGAGGUAUCAGAAAAUCUGAUUCUUUCUCCCAAUGAGACAAAAAGCAGUAAAGGUUUCUUGUUUGCAUGCACAACUCAGAAAUCAACGUGUGUGGCAUUGGGCAUGAGCGCACUGCUUCCACCAACCAGCCUAUCUCUCGCUUCGCUCCAACUCCAAACACCAUAAAUUGAACCUUCACAGAGAGCAGAAGAAGACCCAUUUUUAAUUAUUCCCCCAACACAAAAAAAAAAAAAAAAAGCAAGAAGAAGAAGAAGAAGAAAUGGGUGAUCAGAAAGGAAUUGAGACGGAGAGAGCUCCUUUGGGUAUUACCAUAAAGGGGAUUCUUAGUCUGAUAAUGUCCACCAUAGAUGAAAAGAAAGGGAGGAGAGUCAUUUCUCUGGGGAUGGGCGACCCUUCUGCCUACACCUGCUUUCACACCACUCCUGUUGCUGAAGAAUCUGUUGCUGAUGCUCUUCAGUCUCAAAACUUCAAUGGCUAUGCCCCCACUGUUGGCCUUCUUCAAGCUAGAAUAGCAAUUGCAGAUUACCUAUCUCGUGAUCUUCCUUAUAAGUUAUCAUCUGAUGAUGUUUACAUCACAUCCGGUUGCACCCAUGCUAUUGAUGCUGCAAUAACAAAUCUCUAUCGCCCCGGGGCUAAUAUCCUGCUUCCAAGGCCUGGGUUCCCAAUUUAUGAACUUUGUGCUGCUUUUAGACACAUUGAAGUCCGGCAUUUCGAUCUUAUCCCGGAGAGGGGUUGGGAGGUUGAUGUUGAUGCUAUAGAAGCCCUUGCAGAUCACAACACCGUUGCAUUGGUUAUUAUAAAUCCUGGAAAUCCUUGUGGCAGUGUUUACUCUUAUCACCACUUGAAGAAGAUUGCAGAAACUGCAGAAAAGCUUAGAAUUCUAGUAAUUGCAGACGAGGUUUAUGGGCACCUGGCUUUUGGGAAAAACCCAUUUGUGCCUAUGGGAGUUUUUGGAUCCACUGUUCCAGUUCUUACUCUUGGAUCUCUAUCAAAGAGAUGGAUAGUACCGGGCUGGCGACUAGGCUGGUUUGUGACAAAUGAUCUCUGUGGCACCUUUAAAAACCCAAAGGUUGUCGAACGCCUUAAGAAGUACUUUGAUAUUUGUGGGGGGCCAGCAACAUUUAUUCAGGCUGCAGUGCCCCGCAUCCUUGCACAAACUGAAGAGGUUUUCUACAUGAAGACCUUGAACAUACUAAAGCAGACAUCAGAUAUUUGCUGCAGAAAAAUUAAGGAGAUUGGUUGCAUUACUUGCCCACACAAGCCAGAGGGAUCCAUGGCUGUAAUGGUUAAAUUAAAUCUUUCAUUACUAAAAGACGUAAGUGAUGACAUAGAUUUCUGUCUCAAGCUGGCCAAAGAGGAAUCUGUUAUUAUCCUUCCAGGGACUGCUGUUGGACUGAAGAAUUGGCUUCGCAUCACUUUUGCCGUUGAGCCAUCCUCUCUUGAAGAAGCAUUAGGGAGGGUGAAAGCUUUCUACCAGAGGCAUGCCAAUCAAGAAUUCAAGUACUAGUGGGUUCAAGUGAGCCGCAAGGCAAACAACCAAAAAUGCCAAAAACAUUUGAUCCUACUCCAUUGUAUAGCUAUUAUAGAUUAUGCCAUAAUCAUUUAAAGUACAUUUUCAUCAUGUUUUAGAAAUGUACUAAUAGUCUAAUACAAUAAUUACGUAGUUUCCUACCA